Sycon ciliatum is the source of this 1019-nucleotide messenger RNA. RefSeq lists its product as uncharacterized. The transcript is spliced from 2 exons. Lineage: Eukaryota; Metazoa; Porifera; Calcarea; Leucosolenida; Sycettidae. The record is from RefSeq and is a predicted model, not a curated record. Bases 45 to 1019 code for a protein of 324 amino acids.
CCUCCGUUCGUUUCCUCGUAGCAAACCGACUCUCUUGAUGAAGCAUGGCAGAAGCAAUGGCGACUUCCAAUGCUGGGUUUGAAGAGGAAAUCCUGAUUGAAUCGACCGAUCAUCGCAAAAUCGCCAACGAGCCGCCAGUUGACUCGCCGCACCACGCACCCUACCACGCCACGUUCAACAUCCGAUGUGGCUGCGCGAAGUGCGGCGAGAGUGGCCGCGGGACGGCGUUUUUGCUGCACGACCUGAACCGGCUAUCUGGCGAGUAUUAUUACCUGGCCACUGCGGCUCACAACCUUUACUGCUACAAUUGCGGCGACUACCGGUGGGUGCAAAUCAUCGAGAAAUGGCAGGAGACUAGUGAAGGCCCGUCACCUGUGUUUCUGUCCAAAAGGAUAACAAAGAAGAAUGCCGAUGGGUGGCUGAAGGUGCCUGAAUGGUACGAAAAGAAUGCGAAGCAAAGUGCCAAGGCAGAUCGGUUCCCACACGAUUAUGGCAUUGUUGCUGCCUCGAGGGAGACCACCAUGUCAGCUCCGUUCACGACUUUGAGCAAGGUGUUGAAGGCUGCGCCAAAUGCGACUGAAAAGAAGAAAAACUCGUUCCUGCUCGGCUUUCCAGGGAGGAUCUACGCGAAUGGCGCUUGGGGCCCUGCAAAGAAAUGCAAGUAUUGGGUAGAAGCACCGGGCAGUGUGGAAGGGUUCAACGAUGCGCUCGUCAAGCAUUAUAUCGACUCCAGCACUGGGCAGAGCGGCUGUGUGCUGUACACCUUAGACGAGGCCGGGAAGAAAGCUUCGGCGCUCGGUAUCCAUGUGGGUGGAAACGACGCGGAAAAGUACAACGUGGCGGUCAAGCUGUGCAGCGGAUCAUCCGCCAUGGCUGAGCUGAAAGGCUGGGCGUCCAAUCCACCCCAUGGUGAUGAAGAGGAAUUUGACCUGGAUGAUGACGACGUCGAGUACAAAGAGAUGGAGGCAGAGGAGAGCCCAAAUUUCCUGCAAGAUCCAGUGCGAGAGGAAAGAGAGUAA